Molecule: messenger RNA, 1050 nt
Organism: Gorilla gorilla gorilla (western lowland gorilla)
Lineage: Eukaryota; Metazoa; Chordata; Mammalia; Primates; Hominidae
Exons: 1
Coding region: 1-492 (163 amino acids)
Source: RefSeq, a predicted model, not a curated record
AUGCCAGCACCCUGUCAUCUCACCCAAAGGGCGCCAGGCCAGAGAUUCCUGGGGAAAAGUCGCCAGCUGCAGGCGGUUGUCCCAGGAAUUCCUCCAUGGUGCCGGCGGGAGCGCGGCGAGCCGGGGCGCGGCGGCUGCGGGAGGUGGAGGCGACCCGGGACAGGGCCGGUCCCAGGGAGAGGAGAUCCCCCGGGCCGCGCGUUCCGCCGUUCAGGCCGGGUAGGGGGUGGGGAAGGAGGAGGAAGAGGAUCCCGAAGCAAGACAGAGCUGAGGCUCAGAGUUCUCAGGCAGCAGCUUCUGGAGGACACCGUGGAGACCCAAGGCGGCUUUAUUUGGGUCUGCAAACACCCGGGGCCCCGGUUAAGAUUUGGCAGGGCCACCCCGCUCCUCCCCCGCCUUGCACGACCGCACUCCGCGCGCCUUGUCACUGCGAGGGCUACCUGUCCUCGCACACUCCUCCGCGAUGGCCAGAAAACGUGGGACUCGAGAUAAGACUCUGGCAGAUGGUACUCCUCCCUCCGCCUAACGUAUCAAUGCACCAACGCCCCUGACCGCACACUCAGGAACCUGUGGCAGCCUCGCCAAGGGACAGCGUGCCCAGCACCGUGCACUGGGCACUCUUGGAUCUGGAGCUCACAACUCCGGAAGGAAUGGGGACUUAGAUGAGGUGACAGACAUGCAUGCAAUGCAGGCUGAAUCCGCCUGUCUGGAGCCAAAAAGAAACGCCAUGGUCACCUCUUUGUUACAACCUGGAUAUGAUGCCCACAUGCGUGGGGUAGACAUGCUUGGGAUAGAUAAGCCUGUGGACUUCAGACGGUAUUUUCUCUUUCCCUUUUUUCUUCUUUCUCGUCCUCAUCUCUGUCCCUCCCUCCUUUUCUUCUCGCCCUAUCUCUUCCUCCCUGUCUACUCUCUCUCUAGUGUCUCACUUGAGAAAGACCUAGAUUUGAGUGGGAAGAGUUAUGCCUUAAACUGCUCUCAUUAUAAAUUCAAAAUGUACUUGAAGAAUACAGAUCGACUGUAUGAUUGCAUGAAUAAAGCGCUAUGCUGUAA